GGCAAUUGAGUAACAGACAUACUGUAGUACAGUUUACGUUCAGUUCUAAGAGAAAUCAAUUUUUAGUAAAAAUGACUACGCAAAGUUCACCCGCAAAAAUGAAGGAAUUGCGUUUGCCUAUGUCAAGGGUAAAAACAAUUAUGAGAAGUUCUCCUUACGUCGAUACAAUCGGCCAAGAUGGAUUGUAUCUAGUCACGAAGGCUACGGAACUAUUUAUACAUUAUCUAACGGAAGAAGCUCAUUUGAGAAAUAACAAAGGGAAUUCCUUAGACUAUAAGCAUCUUGCUGAGGUAGUACAGACCAACGAUACAUUGGAAUUUCUCAGAGAAAUAAUGCCCAGGAAGAUUACAGUCAGACAAUUCAAAGAAAUGAUGGCUGCAAAAAAUAGCAGUUCUUCAGAAAGUAGUUCAGACUCGGACAGUGACAGUGAAUCAGAUACAGAUUCUUGUUCUGACAGUGAUAAAAAGGCUGACAAUUCAUCAAAUAGUGAGCACGAGAGUGAAACAAAGGAGAAUGGCAAAUGUGAUUCUGCUAGUGACAAAAGUGAAGCCAGUGAUAAAAGUGACAGUGAAGAUGAAAGUAAAAGAUAGGAAAGCAGAUAUUUAUUUUCAUAAACCAAGCUCUCUGAUUAUUUAAAAAACAUACCUCGAACUCAAUUUAAAACAAUAUAACACUGCAAACUUUGCAAACAUUUGGUUCUUACAGAAUAUUCAAACUAUUUGUCUAUUUAAUAUUUUAGAUCAAAUACAGACAAUAAUUUUAGGUAUUUAAUACUAUUUUUAUAUGUAUUCAUUACAGACAAAUUGAACAUUAAA
Messenger RNA from Frieseomelitta varia, 815 nucleotides. RefSeq names its product chromatin accessibility complex 16kD protein (gene Chrac-16). Gene Ontology annotation, cellular component: nucleus; CHRAC. NCBI's taxonomy places the organism in Eukaryota, Metazoa, Arthropoda, Insecta, Hymenoptera, Apidae. The record is from RefSeq and is a predicted model, not a curated record. The transcript is spliced from 2 exons. Gene Ontology annotation, molecular function: protein heterodimerization activity. Bases 72 to 590 code for a protein of 172 amino acids.